GAGAUAGCAACACGAUGCUUCGCUGGCUUGGAACAACGAAAUAAACCUUCCUUUUUUUUUUUUUUUCAAAAGAUCUUGUAGUUUAGUUUGAUAGUAGGCCUAUAUUUUGGUAGUAUAGUUUCGGAGAGAAAAUGUUUCGAGGUUUUAGUCUGGGUUUCUGCUUGGCAUUACUUUGCUUCGGACCGUUUGUUUGCGGCGCGUGUCCGUCUCAAUGUAACUGCUUCUUUCACAAGUUAUCAGAUGGGUCCAAAGCAAGGAGCGUACUUUGCAAUGACCCACAGAUUUCCCUGGUCCCACCCAACUUUCCUGCAGACACCUCGAAACUGCGGAUCGAGAAAACUGCCAUCACAAAGAUCUCCAGCGAAACCUUUCACUACCUCAACAGUCUGGAAUUUCUCUGGAUGUCUUUCAAUUCUCUGAACUCUUUGAAUGUAGCCAGCUUCCGUGGCCUGAGAAGUCUGGAUGAACUGAGACUGGAAGGGAACGCGCUCACCUCUUUCCCCUGGGAAUCUCUGACUGAUAUGCCCGACCUGAGGCUACUGGACCUGCAUAAUAAUAAGAUAUCGUCGAUCCCGGCCGAGGCGACCAUUUAUAUCAAGAACCUGACCUAUCUGGACUUAUCUAGCAACAGCCUGGCCACCGUACCUCCUGAGGUUCUCUCUAUGUGGUUAUCUGUGAAACCAUCUCAAGAAGAUGGGGACAGUUCCAAAUAUAUUCUAGGUCUCCAUGACAACCCAUGGCUAUGUGACUGCCGGCUCUAUGACCUGGUCCAGUUCCAGAAGUCUCCGUCGUCCUCUGUGGUUCUGAUCGACACCAAGCUACGCUGUGCUGACCCGGAGAGCCUGUCGGGGGCGCUGUUCAGCGAGACGGAGCUCCAGAGGUGCCAGGGGCCCCGUGUCCACACGGCUGUGGCCCGGGUCAGGAGCUCCCUGGGGAACAACGUCCUGCUACGUUGUGGGACAAUCGGAGUCCCAGUACCAGAGCUGUCCUGGACUCGGGCAGACGGCAAACAGAUGAACGGCACUGUUCAGGAAGAAGUUUCAAAGGAGGGAAUCAUUUGGUCCAUCCUGAGUGUGCCUGCCGUCUCUUACAGGGACUCUGGGAAAUACAUGUGCAAAGCGACCAACUUCGUGGGGACUGCAGAUGCCAUCAUCUCCCUGGUUAUCACAGACUCCUUUAAAAAUGAGGAACAAGGUGGCAGCUCCAAGACUAGAAACCAAAGAGGACGGAAAACCGGUGGAUUUGGGAAAGCUGCCUACCAGGAGAAACUUGUUGCCAGAUACAUACCUCCCCUAACCACCACGGCGACCUCGCCCAUCAUCGAGCCACUAGGACCGAGUGGUUUCACAGGGAAGUACGAUAUCGAGAGCUACAGUAUUUCGGACAGCGUGGCCGAUGGACAGACACCCGGUCCCCCUGCCACGGAGCCGGCGUUUAAGGAAAUGGAGAAGGAGGUUCUUAGCAACCUGGCAGCCAAUGCCUCUUCUUUGCAGGCACCGGCGCCACCGGAGAAACGGGUGGUACGAUCGGUGAAGGUCAUCGGGGACACCGAUCACACCGUCUCCCUGAACUGGCGGGCCCCGACGGCCAAGAACACCACAGAGUUCAGCGUCCUGUAUGCCGUUUUCGGCGAGAGGGACAUGCGAAGGAUCAACGUAGGCGUGGGAAAGAACCGUAUCACCAUCGACGGCCUUGUGCCAAGGACAAAGUACAUCGCCUGCGUCUGCAUCAAAGGCCUGAUCCCUAAAAAAGAGCAGUGUGUAAUCUUCUCAACGGACGAGGCAGCCAGCGCAAGCGGCACCCAGAAGCUCAUUAACGUGGUGGUGAUCACGGUGGCCUGUGUGAUCGCUGUCCCCCUGACACUGAUCGUCUGCUGCGGGGCGCUCAAGAAGCGCUGUAAAAAGCUACUGGGGAGGAAAUCCAAAGAUAUUCAAGACUCAUACGUGACAUUCGAGACUCUCUCCCCGGGACAGAAGCCUAAGGGGAUGGAGGGGGAGUACCUUGCCAGGAAACACCCAGACGAGUCCAACAGACUGCUCUCUGCUAGGUCCAGUGUGGACUCUGAGGCUACGUGUAGGAAUGAGGGACCCCCUAAUGAGUACUUUUGUUGAUACCAAAUGGAGGCCUCAACCUUUACAGGGCAGAGAAGUCUGUCCUUUCCAAGCACAACUUAAGUUGGUUGGUUGGUCUCAUCUGGCAAGUGAUGUACUGUAGAUGAGUGAAACUGCUCAGAGACUGGGCAGAAACCAACGGACAGUUGCAUGGACAAGUGUGGUAGAUAUGUGAGUCUAGAUAAAUAGGAUAAAUAAAUGCUGACAUAACUGUGAUUAUACAGCCUUGCAGAAAUACAGGCCAACCUUGACCUGGUGAACUGUAAAAAAACAGAAACAAAUGUUUAAUUUAAAAUGUGGAAAUAAGCAUUAUAUAUUUGUCAUGCACUUUUAUGGGGGUACAUAGUGUAAGCAGUUGCAUUUCUUUGAAAUGGCACUAGGGUUACACAAUUAUGCUAACUUUUGCAAAAUUCCCAGGUUUCCAGAAAUUCUUGGUGGAAUAAGGAACCCAAAUAGGCAAGUUCUACCAGAAUACAUGAAACCCAUCUUUUUAACGUAGAUUUGUAAGGAGGAAGAGUAAUGACAGUUAUUCUGAAAUGAAUCUGACCUCAGAAUUCUGGAAGUUUUUAUUUGACAAAAUAAUGUACACGUAGAGUAUUGGUGAAGCAACUCAUAUCUUUUGUGAUAUUUUGUACCUCUGUGUAUUUACCAUAAAUGUUAAUGUGCCAGGUUUACUGUCCAAUCAAACCUAACAUACUAUAUAUUUUGUAAUAUAUAUCUAUGAUCUGAUCUGAUAUACAGGACCAGUCAAAAGUUUGGACACACCUACUCAUUCAAGGGUUUUUCUUUAUUUUAAAACUUUUUUACAUUGUAGAAUAAU
Salmo salar (Atlantic salmon) is the source of this 2931-nucleotide messenger RNA. Its product is annotated as leucine-rich repeat, immunoglobulin-like domain and transmembrane domain-containing protein 1. The record is from RefSeq and is a predicted model, not a curated record. Gene Ontology annotation, cellular component: endoplasmic reticulum membrane. NCBI's taxonomy places the organism in Eukaryota, Metazoa, Chordata, Actinopteri, Salmoniformes, Salmonidae. Gene Ontology annotation, molecular function: protein binding.